UGCUCUGUUCUCUCGCGCGCACACUCUCCUGUCUCCUGCUUUCCACCGUUAACAUGGAAGGGCUUAAUUAAUGCAUGUGUCCCUCCUGCCCUGAAGCUAAUGAAUUUUAAUUCGCCGUUUGAGACUGGACUUGCAUUUUUUCGGCCGCARAAGCACUGGAAUUUCCUUGUACAGAGUGGAUAACACGGAGGUAUCUGCCGAAUAAUACGUCUUCAGAAAAGAGGCAAAUUAUGCAAGCAGCACCAGAGUCCCUCCCUCUGGUGACGUGCCAGCCCAUUGGUCAGACCGCCCUGUGCCCCUCCUCUAGCCCCGCCCUCUCUACUGGCAGAUCCAUGCUGCUGGACACGCCCCACAGAGCCACGCCCACACCAUGAGCGCCAACGGGCCCGCCCCUGUGGCCCUGGCUUCAGCCCCGGCUACAACCCCAGUCGCCCCACCGGUCGCAGCUCCGGUAGCUGCCCCCACGGCUGCCCCGGUCCCGGUGCCGACCGUCCCGGUGGGCGCGUUGGCACAAAAGAAGCGGGCGCAGUACGCCAAAAGCAAGAAGCAGGGCAGCAACGCCAACACCAGGCCUGCCAGGGCCCUGUUCUGCCUCAAACUUAACAACCCUAUACGAAGAGCCUGCAUCAGCCUGGUGGAGUGGAAGCCAUUUGACAUCUUUAUAUUAAUUGCUAUAUUUGCCAACUGUAUGGCCUUAGCUGUGUAUAUCCCCUUCCCUCAGGAUGACUCCAACUCCACCAACCAUGACCUGGGGGAAGUUGCCCCUUGA
This is a messenger RNA of Salvelinus sp. IW2-2015, 769 nucleotides long. The record is from RefSeq and is a predicted model, not a curated record. Lineage: Eukaryota; Metazoa; Chordata; Actinopteri; Salmoniformes; Salmonidae.